Messenger RNA from Drepanopeziza brunnea f. sp. 'multigermtubi' MB_m1, 1905 nucleotides. RefSeq lists its product as uncharacterized. Gene Ontology annotation, biological process: NAD+ metabolic process; NADP+ biosynthetic process. The record is from RefSeq and is a predicted model, not a curated record. Gene Ontology annotation, molecular function: NAD+ kinase activity. Lineage: Eukaryota; Fungi; Ascomycota; Leotiomycetes; Helotiales; Drepanopezizaceae.
AUGCCCGACAUUUAUUCUCCCACCUCAAUCCACCCUGCACUGACCGAUCCCAAUAAUCUCCCUCUCCGUCCCUCUCUCCCUCACCCUCUCCCUCUCCCUCUCCCCGGCAUCGAUGAGGCCUCUUCUCAACACCAUUCCCCCCAAGACGCUUCGUCUCGCGCACCUACAACUACAAGGAAUGGAUUGAACGUGCCUUGCAGUAUCGGAGACAGUCUCCUUCGCGAUUACACACAUCAACUCGGCCAAUUGAAUACCAAAUGCGACGUUGACCAUGAUCCUUCUGAAUCGUCGUUCUCUGCCGCUUCUACAGUAGGCCAGAAUUCGCCGAGCGACUCUGCAUCAUUGCCUGCCUCUCCGAUAUUCCCGACCCGACGAUCAUCAAAGACUCCCAGAUUCACGCACCGCAAGAACACCCUGUCCGUGGAGUCAAUCCCGAAACAAACAAUCCUCAAGGCAUUGGCCUCGACAGAAAGGAACCCCAAUCCCCAGAAUCUGUCGCUGUCCGGCAUGAUAUCAGCACAUAAUCAAAUGGCCAACCGGCCCGGGUCUGCUACAUCCCAGAAGUUAUCUGCCGCCCUCUCGGACCUCGCGAUCCGAAAUGGCACCCCUACAACCCCCCGAUUCAAACCAUUGCAGUCUCCCUGCUUCUACCACGAACGUUUCGAUGACGUGCUGAAUAUUGGGAAGGUGCUGGAGGAGAUUAGGGGAAACGAAUGGAUGUCGCACUCACGAUUGCUUGCGACUGCGACUGGGGUCCGGGAAAUAUCCAAACAAUUACAGCGUCGUCCUAUAAAGCGGGCUGUGCGCAAUGUCAUGAUCGUCACGAAAGCCAGGGACAACCAAUUGGUACAUCUGACGAGGGAGCUUGCGACGUGGCUGAUGGCAACCCCCAGAUAUGGGUCGGAACUGGGCGUUAAUGUUUACGUGGAUGCCAAACUACAGAAAUCCAAGCGCUUCGGCGCCAGCUCGUUAUUGGAGGAGCGUCCUCGCUUCCAACAUUUAUUGAAGUACUGGAAACCAGACAUGUGUCGGAACCAGCCAGAGAAGUUUGACCUGGUAUUGACUCUCGGUGGCGACGGGACAGUGCUCUUCACCUCAUGGCUCUUCCAAGGCAUUGUCCCUCCCAUUCUAUCCUUCAGCCUCGGUAGCCUGGGGUUCCUGACCAACUUCGAAUACGACAAGUUCAAAGACCAAUUGAACAAGGUCAUGGGCGAGGAAGGCAUGCGAGUCAGCAUGCGUAUGCGUUUCACGUGCACAGUCUUCAAAGCCGGUGGACCUGGAAUGGAUCCGGACGAGGCAGAGCAAUUCGAGGUCCUUAACGAGCUUGUCAUCGACCGGGGACCAUCGCCUUACGUCUCCAAUCUCGAGCUCUACGGUGAUAACGAGCUCCUAACCGUUGUGCAGGCGGAUGGCUGCAUAUUUGCCACGCCUACAGGCUCGACGGCCUACUCUCUGUCAGCAGGCGGCUCCCUUGUACACCCCGACAUUCCCGCCAUCCUCCUCACCCCCAUCUGCCCUCACACACUCUCAUUCCGUCCUAUGGUCCUCUCCGACACCCUUCUCCUCCGUGUCUCCAUCCCUCGCAAUUCUCGCGCUACGGCCUACUGCUCCUUCGAUGGCAAGAACCGUGUAGAGCUGAAGCAAGGCGAUCACAUCACCAUCGCCGCGUCACAGUACCCCUUCCCAACCGUCAUGAAAUCCGGCUCAGAAUGGUUCGAAAGCGUCUCCACAUCCCUGAAAUGGAACACCCGCGGCGCCGCCCAAAAGGGUUGGGACGGCCUCGAGGAAAACCAAGAAGAGGAGAUGGAGUGGGACAUUGACUUCGACGACUCUGCAUACGGCACUGAAGAGAACAGCUCAACUGCUAGCCCCUUGCGGAAGAAACUAUUGUCCAAUGACAUUUAA